Molecule: messenger RNA, 2665 nt
Organism: Cutaneotrichosporon oleaginosum
Lineage: Eukaryota; Fungi; Basidiomycota; Tremellomycetes; Trichosporonales; Trichosporonaceae
Molecular function (GO): zinc ion binding; metalloendopeptidase activity
Source: RefSeq, a predicted model, not a curated record
CUCUUAUCCAACCUCUCCCAACUCAUCUCCUCUUUCUCUCUUUGUAUCUCUCUCUCCCUCUCUCUUCCCCGCCACUCUCUAACCCGUGAGACCCGUGAGAAUGCGCGUUUCGGCGCUCCUCGCCCUCCUCCCGGCUCUUGCCACCCUCGCCCAGGCUGCCCCCACCGCCUCGGCCGCCCCGCGCAAGUCGCUCUCCUUCGGCCCAACGCACAGCCACGCGUCUUUCGAGAGCUUCCCCGCCCCCGCCGGAUUCUCCAAGCGCGACGUAGAGGAAGACCCCAAGCGCGCCGCCGCCCAGUUCAUUGCCCACCGCCUCGGCGUCCGCGAAGGCGAGGGCUUCUUCAUCCGCGAGGACUCAUACACCGACCCAAGAACACUCGUCACCCACGUCUAUGCUACCCAGCUCAUUGACGGCCUCGAGGUCGGAGACGGUAACAUCAACGUCAACCUCGACCGUGACGGCAAUGUCCUCUCGUGGGGCAACUCAUUCUACCCCGGCAAGCAUGCCAAGCGCGACCUCUCCGACUCGGAGCGCCAGCGUGCCUGCGAUGCCCUAGUCACCAAGAUUGCAGAGCACCAGGACGCUCUUAACGAUGUCAUGCCCGACUCGGGUCCCUGGGGCUUCGCCAAGCAGGCCGCCAAGGUCUGGUUUGGCGACUGGAUUGACAUCGACACCGGUGACGAGGAGGCUGCCCGCCGCAUCACCAACAAUAUGGCCCGCGUCCAGCACCACUACGAGGCCAUGUGCAACCACAAGCCGAACAAGAGCGGCCAGUACCUCACCGAGACUGAGGCCCUUGCUUCAUUCCUCGCCCGCGUGUCGUCGAACAUUGUCGACCCGGAGGACCUCCACGCCACCCCCCAGCACAAUCUCAAGCCCAAGCACGCGCCCUCCGAGCCACCUACUAUGGUGAUCGGUGGCAAGGCUCUCGCCGCCGCCGACGUCCGUGGCACUGUCCCUGCACGUGUCAUGUACACUCAGACCGAGGGCGAGCCCCGCAUGGUCUACAAGUUUGAGGUCGAAAUGGCCGACAACUGGUACGAGGCUUAUGUCGAUGUCGAGACUGGCGACCUCAUCCGUGUUGUCGACUGGGCUCACGACUUCUCCGAGCUUGAGUACAAGGUCCGCAACUCCAAGGACCCCAAGCAGAAGCCCCAGAAGCCGCCCAAGGCACCCAAGGGCGAGAAGUACUCGUACAACGUCUUCCCUUGGGGCGUCAACGACCCACAGGAGGGCAAGACCAAGAUCGAGGUCAAGCCUUGGGACAACGUUGCCUCGCCGCUGGGUUGGCACACUUUCCCCACCUCGUCGAACCCUUGGGACCACAAGUUCAAGGGCACGACCAAGGACGGCAACAUGACUAGUGUCGCGUCGACCGUCGGCAACAAUGUUGUCGCUCACGAGGACUGGGAGGGCCGCAACAACUUCCUCGACAACUACCGCCCUGUCAGCGAAGACUACGUCUUUGUUUACGACUAUGGAGAGCCCGACGGCGCAGCGCCCAAGAAGUACAUUGACAUGGUCGUCACCCAGCUCUUCUACACCUGCAACAAGUACCACGACCUGCUCCACCGCGUCGGCUUUGAUGAAGUAUCGGGCAACUUCCAGAUGUACAACUUUGACAAGGGCGGUCGGGGAGCCGACCCUGUCAUCGCGAAUGCCCAGGAUGGUUCGGGCUACAACAACGCCAACUUCAUGACUCCACCAGACGGCACUGCACCCCGCAUGCGCAUGUACAUCUGGGACACUGCGUCGCCUUACCGCGACGGUGACCUCGAGGCCGGCAUCGUCAUCCACGAGUACUCGCACGGCCUGUCCACUCGUCUGACCGGCGGCCCCGCGAACUCGGGCUGUCUCGGCUGGGGUGAGGCUGGCGGUAUGGGCGAGGGUUGGGGUGAUGCGAUUGCGACCAUCAUCCGUCAGGUGCACGAGCACAAGGCCUUUGAGAACGGCACCGACAUCUACCCGAUGGGCGCGUGGGCCGCCAACCAGGAGAAGGGCAUUCGCAACUUUGCCUACACGACGAACAGCACUGUGAACCCGUCGACCUACAAGACGCUCGACAAGCCCGGCUACUGGGGCGUGCACGCCAUCGGAGAGGUGUGGGCCGAGUUCCUCUUUGUUCUCAACCAGCGCCUGAUCGAGAAGUACGGCUUUUCGACCACGCUCUUCCCGCCCGAGGAUCCCAGCAAGCCCAACGACUACUACACUAAGGACUCGGGCAAGCUUGACGCCAAGGGCCGCCCGACGCCGCUCGUGCCCAAGCACGGCAACACGCUCGCGCUGCAGCUCAUCGUGAGCGCCAUGAAGCUCCAGCCCUGCCGCCCCACGUUCUUUGACGCGCGCGAUGCCAUCAUCCAGGCCGACAAGGCGCUGACGGGUGGCGAGAACGCGUGCAUGAUCUGGGAUGCGUUCGCGGAGCGCGGUCUCGGCUCGGACGCCCGUAUCGUCGGCCAGACGCCAUGGGGCGGCGGUGUGCGCGAGGACGGCUUCAAGGUCCCCUCGACCUGCAAGUAGGCGGCUGCACGCCCGGCGCGCAGGGCUGCGCUCCGGACCUCAUCUAUACCCAUCUUGAAUCUGAAGCAAUGUUGAAGUCUUGUAGCUGUCUCCUCGCGUCUUGACGUAGAGUAUACAAGUGUACAAUGUAUGUUGAAGUAUGCGGAG